Messenger RNA from Fusarium odoratissimum NRRL 54006, 4496 nucleotides. RefSeq lists its product as uncharacterized. Gene Ontology annotation, biological process: transmembrane transport. The transcript is spliced from 12 exons. Gene Ontology annotation, cellular component: membrane. Gene Ontology annotation, molecular function: ATP hydrolysis activity; ABC-type transporter activity; ATP binding. The record is from RefSeq and is a predicted model, not a curated record. Lineage: Eukaryota; Fungi; Ascomycota; Sordariomycetes; Hypocreales; Nectriaceae. Bases 141 to 4496 code for a protein of 1451 amino acids.
GUGGGUUCCUAUGACGCCGCUUACAGCUAACUCUGUAGACUUCCAUAUAUGAAUCAUGAUUGCAUCUUCGUUUUUCGUUGAGUGCAAAGAAAAGCACAAUCCAUUCGUUUAAUCUAAUAUUCGCUUGUUACUACUUCAGGAUGUAUGCAAUUGCGCCCCCCUCUACGCCCCAGGACACAGAGGCUGAGACGGCCGUCGAAGACACCGCCGAACCAGUGCUGCAACUCGCCCGAACAUUCUCUCUGACUCGUACAUUCUCCGCGCUCUCAACCAACAUCAACCCAUUCCUCGCCCAAGACUCCCACCUUGACCCGAAAUCCCCAGACUUCGAGCCUGAAUCAUGGGUCAAGGCCUUGCUUCACACUUUCUCCAAAGACCCAAGCAAGCAUCCGCGGUAUACAGCUGGUGUAUCCUGGCGAAAUCUCAGUGUGCAUGGGUUCAGCGAUCCAACCGAGUUCCAGAAAGAUGUGCUUAAUGUUAUCUGGAGAAGUCCCCUUGCUGCGUUGAAUUGGUUUGCGAAGAGGAAGCAGAAGGUCAAGAUUAUCUCUGAUUUUGAUGGCUUGGUCAAGAGCGGAGAGUUGCUUCUUGUGCUAGGUCGUCCGGGGAGUGGUGUUUCUACACUUCUCAAAACGAUCGCUGGGCAUACUCACGGCUUACACCUCGACGACUCAUCCGAGUUCAACUACCAAGGCAUCCCCUGGGAUCUAAUGCAUCGCAACUUCCGUGGAGAAGUAAUCUACCAAGCCGAAACAGACAUCCAUUUCCCCCAACUAACCGUCGGUGACACCCUGCUCUUCGCCGCCCUCGCCCGCACACCCCAACACAUCAUCGCCAACAUAUCCCGUCACGUCUACGCCGAACACAUGAGAGACGCCGUAAUGGCCAUGUUUGGUAUCUCCAACACGCUCAACACCAAGGUUGGCGAUGACUUUAUCAGAGGCGUUAGUGGCGGUGAGAGAAAGCGUGUUAGUAUUGCAGAAGCGAUUCUGAAUCAGAGCGCCAUUCAAUGUUGGGACAAUAGCACGAGGGGGUUGGAUAGUGCCACGGCGCUGGAGUUUGUGAGGAAGUUGAGGCUUGGGACGAAGCUUGGUGGUGCUAGUGCGGUUGUUGCGAUGUAUCAGGCUAGCCAGGCAGCGUACGAUGCAAAAUUUGACAAGGUCCUCCUCCUCUACGAAGGCCGCCAGAUCUUCUUCGGCCCAACAAGCGAAGCGACACAAUACUUUACCGCCAUGGGUUUCGAAUGUCCUCCCCGCCAAACGACUGCCGACUUCCUAACAUCCCUCACAAACCCUGACGAACGCAUCGUGAGACCUGGUUUUGAGAAUAAGGUCCCCCGCAGUCCCGAUGAAUUCGCCGAUGAGUGGAGAAUGAGCCAACACAGGUCAUCACUUCUCAGUGACAUCGCUGCGUUUGAGAUCCAGUAUCCUCUCGACGGGAAACAAGUUGAGACGCUGAAGGGUAUCAGAAGAGCUCAGAAGGCUAAGUUCACAUCUGACAAGAGCCCUUUUACAAUCUCGAUCCCAAUGCAGAUCCAUUUAUGUAUUGGUCGAGGUGUUAAGAGACUUCUCGGUGACAAGACCUUUUUCGUUGUUACUAUUGCAGUCAACUUUGUCAUGUCACUUGUUCUUGGUAGUGUUUAUUUCGACUUACCCAGCACUGCUGACGCUAUGAACCGACGAGCCUCGGUGAUUUUCUUCGCUAUUCUAUUCAACGGCCUUAGCAGUGCUCUGGAAAUCCUGGCUCUCUAUGUCCAGCGACCGAUUGUCGAGAAACAUGCAAGAUAUGCCCUAUAUCGACCUCUUUCCGAGUCUGUCUCUUCCAUCAUCUGCGAUUUACCGUCCAAGAUAAUCUCAACUCUCGCUUUCAACAUUCCGCUCUACUUUAUGGUGCACCUCCGUCGCGAUGCCUCGGCUUUCUUUAUUUUUCUCCUCUUCGGCUUUACCACUACGAUGACUAUGUCAAUGAUCCUUCGCACCAUCGCCCAGUCCUCCAAGACGGUCCAUCAAGCCCUCGUCCCCGCUGCCAUCUUCAUAAUAGGCUUGGUCAUCUAUGCUGGAUUCGUCUUACCUAUUCGUAGUAUGAAGGGCUGGCUCAGGUGGAUCAACUAUGUCAACCCGAUCGCUUACGCUUACGAAUCUUUGGUCGCCAACGAGUUCUCCGGUAGGUCUUUUGGAUGUCAGACAAUGAUACCGUCUGGUCCGGGGUACGAAGAUAUUGAGCCGAUGCAGAGAACCUGUUCUGUUGCUGGUGCUCUGCCAGGCCGGGAUUUCAUAGACGGUGAUUUCUUUAUGGGGACUGUUUAUAAGUACCACUACUCGCAUCUAUGGAGGAACUUUGGCAUCCUCAUCGCUUUCAUCAUCUUCUUUACCUUUACGUAUCUCUUUGCGGCGGAGUACUUCUCGUCCGAAGCAUCCAAGGGUGAGGUUCUCGUAUUUCGCAAAGUCAAGAAAUCUCGGCAUCCAGAGACCUCCGACGAAGAAGCCGUCAAGUCCGAAUUUCAGCCUGCGCAAGUAGUGAAUGAUGACAUGGAUCACGUUCCGACUGAGAAGCCACCGAGCUCCUCUACAUUCUGCUGGAGAAAUGUGUGCUAUGAUGUUAAAGUCAAGGGCGAAACACGCCGCAUUCUCUCAGACGUUAAUGGCUGGGUUCAGCCCGGAAAGCUGACGGCUUUGAUGGGUGCCACCGGAGCCGGAAAGACCACGCUUCUCGACGUUUUAGCCGAUCGCGUUACUGUGGGUGUCAUCACGGGCGACAUACUUGUCAAUGGACUACCGCGUGGCAAGUCAUUCCAGAGAACCACCGGAUACGUACAGCAGCAGGACAUUCACCUCGAGACGUCUACUGUGAGAGAGGCGCUUCGAUUCAGCGCAGCUCUCCGGCAACCGUCUUCUGUUUGCAUGCAAGACAAGAUAGACUACGUUGAAGAGGUGAUCAGCCUGUUGGAGAUGGGUUCAUAUGCAGAUGCUGUCAUAGGAGUUUCGGGUAAAGGUCUAAACGUAGAGCAAAGGAAGCGCCUUUCCAUCGGUGUCGAGCUAGUCGCCAAACCCGAAGCCCUUAUCUUUCUUGACGAACCAACCUCUGGGCUCGACAGUCAAACAGCAUGGGCAAUCGUGUCUCUCCUCAAGAAGCUCGCAAACCACGGUCUGGCUAUCCUGUGUACCAUUCACCAGCCAUCCGGCAUCAUCUUUCAGCAAUUUGACCGACUUUUACUUCUGGCGAAAGGUGGCAGGACUGUUUACUUUGGCGAUAUUGGUGAGAAUGCCACUGCCUUGACGGGAUACUUUGAGAGACAUGAUGCUGUUCAGUGCCGACCGGAAGAAAAUCCCGCUGAGUGGAUGCUCCACGUUAUCGGUGCUGCACCGGGUGCUCAUACGAAUCGUGACUGGGUCGAGACCUGGAAGGCGAGUUCUGAGUUCCACGGUGUUCAGAAGGAGCUUGACAGCCUGGCCCAGUCGAGACACGUUACUAGCGAAGCAGACACACAGGAUACCUCUUACGCUGCUUCGGUUUCACAGCAGUUCCUGGCUUGCACUCAGCGCGUUGCCCAGCAAUACUGGCGAACGCCAACCUACAUCUACUCCAAGCUCUCCCUUUGUUUCAUCACGAGUCUCUUUAUCGGCCUCUCUUUCCAAAACUCCCCACUAUCCCUCCAGGGUCUCCAGAACCAACUCUUCUCGAUCUUCAUGCUCCUCGUGAUCUUUGCAUUCCUAAUCUACCAAACAAUGCCAGGCUUCGUCACCCAACGAACACUCUACGAAGGUCGCGAAAGAUCUUCAAAGACAUAUGCUUGGUACAAUCUCAUUCUCGCCAACACAGUCAUCGAAAUGGCUUGGAACUCUGUGGCAUCUUUGGCGAUCUACUUCCCGUUCUACUUCCUCGUUGGUAUGUAUGAUAAUGGUCGCAUCACGGAUACGCAGCAUGAGCGAGGGGCAUACAUGUUUCUCUUGACGUGGGCUUUUAUGGUGUAUGAGGGAACGUUUGCGCAUAUGUGUGUUGCUGGGGCGCCGACUGCUGAGGUUGGAGCGACGCUUGGGUUGUUCCUAUUCAUGAUGGCUCUUGUCUUCUGCGGUGUCCUCGUACCAUACGCGAGCCUCCCUGGAUUCUGGACCUUGAUGUAUCGCGUCUCUCCCUUGACCUACCUCAUCGGUGCCAUGAUCUCAAAUGGCGUUGGCAAGCAAGAGUUAACAUGCUCAGAGAUCGAGUUUCUACAAUUCCAGACGCCAGCAAAUCUCACUUGCGGCGAGUAUGUUGGCCAAUUUGUGCAAGCGGUCGGAGGCGCUCUGUCCAACCCAGGGUCGAACCAGACGUGCCUUUACUGUCCGAUUGCUUCGACUGAUACAUACCUUACAACUCUGAGUAUUCUCUACAGUGAGAGAUGGAGAAACUUUGGUCUGCUGUGGGCUUUUAUUGUGUUCGAUAUCAUUGCAGCGUUAGCAGCAUAUUGGUUGAUCAGGGUCCCUAAGAAGGGAACACGAUUAUUGUUUUGGAAGAAGUAG